GAGGUAAAUGCGCACGUGACGCGCGGGUCCUGCCCUCAGUUCUUUAAGGAGAAAGCGAAACUUUGCUGCAUUUAAGCCGAUAACGCUCGACGAGCCUCCUUCAACAUGGGGGAAGUUUAUCAAAUUCUGGUUAUUGGUUUUAGAGGAGAAAAGAAAACCGUCGACGUUGCAACCAACGAAGAUGAUUUCAACAAAACAACUGUUUCGGUUUUCAAAGAAAAGCUUACGACGAAAUUUCCGGAGCUUAAAGGUGCGGAGUUCAGAAUGAUGUUCACUGAUAUCAAGCUUGAGGACGCCGACACUUUCUCCAUGCGCAAGAUCCAGAAUAAAUCUACAAUCUUCCUGAUCGUCCGCAUGCCGGGAGGAGGAGCGGCACCUAACGCGGGAUGAAGAGAAGAGAGUCCGGGACAGCUGUACUAAAAACCCGGACUGAACAUGCAUACAGAGACUAUUAAUCAUAUCUUUCAUAUUUAUCAUUAAUAAUAAUGUAAAAGAAAUAAAGAAGCCUUGUACUAUUCCCUUUUGA
Messenger RNA from Hemibagrus wyckioides, 526 nucleotides. RefSeq lists its product as uncharacterized. Gene Ontology annotation, molecular function: protein binding. NCBI's taxonomy places the organism in Eukaryota, Metazoa, Chordata, Actinopteri, Siluriformes, Bagridae. Bases 106 to 390 code for a protein of 94 amino acids. The transcript is spliced from 2 exons. The record is from RefSeq and is a predicted model, not a curated record.